Heterostelium album PN500 is the source of this 2259-nucleotide messenger RNA. RefSeq lists its product as uncharacterized. NCBI's taxonomy places the organism in Eukaryota, Evosea, Eumycetozoa, Acytosteliales, Acytosteliaceae. The record is from RefSeq and is a predicted model, not a curated record. Bases 1 to 2259 code for a protein of 752 amino acids. The transcript has a single exon.
AUGAAUGAUAUAGAUAGAUUGUUUUUCAGUUUAAUCAGAAAUAAAUAUUUGAAAAGUUUGAUUGUUAAACAUGUUCAUAGUGUACACUCAAAGUUUAGAUGUAUUUGGAAAUCAAGAGAACUUCAGUAUAUAGAUUGUCUAGUUGAGAGUAAGCUCAUUGAGAGAAUAGAGUGUAUCAAUGGACAUUGGUCAUUCGAUGCUAUAGAGUAUUGGACGGUCAGAUCUCUAGAAUAUAUUGUAUCGAAUCCACUACGUUACGAAACAUUAAUAUAUCAACUGGUGGAGAAUGAUAAGAAGAGCAGUGGUGGUGGAUUUCAAUUGCCUAUAACAAGUUCUGUUAUUUGUAAAGCGAUCGAGUCUGCAGUCGGUGUCGAUUUCUCAUUGGUUAAAUACCUGAUGAAUAACUAUAGAUAUUCAGUGUCUGCCAGUUGUUACUGUAGUGCUGCUGCGCGUGGACGUCUAGAUAUCAUUUGGCAUAUGCUCUCAAACUAUCCGAAUGUUAGAAUCGGUCGACUUCCACCAGUGGAAGCGGCAGCCGCCAAUCAGCUGGAAACUCUCAUAUUCUUUUAUCGCUAUCAUCAGAGAUUGCUAAAUGAAAGUGAUGUUCACUACUAUGACAAUGCUUUUAAAGUGGAGCUAAACGGUGAUGUCGACAAGAACAACCGCGUCAAAUCUAUGUUUGAUAAUAAGGUGAUAUUCACAUAUGCUGUGUUGGAUAGAGCGGUUGGCGCCGGUGCAGUGGAGUGUGUACAGUAUAUUCUGGAGAAUCGAAUCGAUGGAUUUACACGUCAGGCAAUCGACGGUGCUUGUCAAGCGGAGCUGUUUAGCGAUCGUCAUUUCGAGGCGAUCCGGAUUGCUAGAAAGACGCUGCAUGCUGACUGCUCGGAAAGUGCGGUAUCUGGAGUUAUUAAGCAUGGACGUCUCGAUGUUUUGAAGUAUCUACACUCACAAAAGUUGCUAAACAAACCGUCAAACAGCGAGGAGAACAAUAUUGUGACGUCGACCGCUGCUAGAUACGCGAGUCUAGAGAUGAUACGCUUCCUUUUCGAUACUGCAAAGUAUAUACCUGGAAAAUCAAUGAGUAGUGAAGUUUGUAAGAAUGGUCGACUCGAUGUGCUCCAAUAUAUGCUUGAGAAUAAAAAGCGAUUUCAAGUGCAUGUUGAGACAACUAUGCCUUACAUGCUGAUGAGUGCAAUCAGCGCUGGACAACUCGCGAUCGUUCAACUUUUGCUAUCGAUACGUUGGGUGACCAAACAAAUACGGAGUGAGGGAAGUGGUAAGAUUCUUGCUAGUGCAGCUGUGGAUAGUUGCGGUUUAGAAACAUUGGAGUAUCUGCUUAACGAACAUAAAUGGAUGUUCCCAAAGACGUUGGAGCGAUUAAAUAAUCUGCAAUUAAGUCCUGCUAUUCUCUUGGCGAAAGUAAAGUUGCUAACAGCUCACAACAUAAAGUUUAAUGUGGGCGGUUUCAACGAUUUGUUGGCAGAGCAUUCCCUGGAGAUUUUCAAGUUCUUCGAGCAACAAUAUCAACCGUUGCCAAACAGUGAGAACUAUUCUUUACGAGCUGCAAGUAAAGGACGUUUGGAUAUAUUGAAAUACUUGGUUGGCAAAGGCUAUGAUGUCCAUCGAUAUGUGUUGAGAGUCUCCAACUUUGAGACUGCCAAAUACUUGGUGGAGGAGUUAAACAUUCGAGCUGAGCUCUACAUCAUUGAAGUUAUUGUGGAUUUGAAAGAUAUCGAUAUGAUAGUAUAUCUGGACAAACGAUUCCCGGGUUUGUCUGUUUUGCCAUGUACCAUUUCAUUGUAUGCGGCAAAAGGAAGACUGGAAAUACUAGAGUAUCUAUUGGGGCGAUACAUUCCACCCAAUGAAAAGCCAAUCGACUUGGAAAUAUCAAUGGCAAGAAAUAGAGGUAUACUUACACUGCUACUAAGUAAACGAUACUGUCAUCUAUUCAAACCUUCUGAAAGCCUAAUCCAUGAAAUAAUUUUCGAAGAUUUGGUAGAUUCAUUAAUGAUUCUUUUGGAUGUAUACAACAAUAGUAAUAAUAGUAAUUAUAAUAACAGUGAAGAGCAGUCACCAAUCAUAUUCUCUGGACAUACUCUUUUAGCAUCGAAAUCACUUGAAGUCCUACUCAUUCAACUAAAAUAUAUAAAACUAACUAAACGGUUACACUCUGAACUAAUGACACUUGCGCUAAGCAAAAGUAGAUUCAGUAUAUGGGAUUAUCUAUCGAAUUUACCAACCAAUGAUUUAGAACCAUAG